This is a messenger RNA of Fusarium redolens, 902 nucleotides long. RefSeq names its product Alpha/Beta hydrolase protein. The record is from RefSeq and is a predicted model, not a curated record. Gene Ontology annotation, biological process: lipid catabolic process. The coding region runs from base 45 to 902 and encodes 285 amino acids. NCBI's taxonomy places the organism in Eukaryota, Fungi, Ascomycota, Sordariomycetes, Hypocreales, Nectriaceae. The transcript has 5 exons.
AAGUAAUUGAGAGCCAUCACUGUGCCCCAGAACCUUUUCCCGAAAUGUUGUUCAAACUCGUCCUUCCUUUCUUUCUUUGCCUCUCUUGGGGCUCUGCUAGCCCUCUAGCAGUCGAGCGAAGAGAUGUUGACCCAGAUAUGUUGUCAAUGUUUCACCUGAUGAAGCAGUAUGCCGAUGCCGCAUACUGCCAGGAGAAUAAUAACUCGCCUGGAGACAAGGUUUCUUGUCACUUUAACAACUGCCCGUUGGUGCAAGCAGCGAACACAACCACCUUGGCCGAAUUUGAAAAUUCUCUUCUUACCGACGUGACGGGAUUCGUGGCUGUUGACUACACCAACCUCCUCACGAUUGUGUCUUUUCGAGGUUCAGCAUCGGUUUCAAGUUGGCUUACCGAUAUUUUCUUUAACCGCAUACCAGUGGAUAUAUGCAGCGGGUGCACAGCACACUGGGGCUUCUGGACGUCUUGGGUUGCCGCUCGCGGCCCAGUUCUCCAAGCUAUAAGAACCGCUGCGGCAAUAAAUCCUGGAUUCCGCAUCGUCGUCACGGGCCACAGCUUGGGUGGAGCUAUCGCCAGUCUCGCCGCAGCAGAGCUGAGGAAUAACGGGUACAGCACAGACUUGUACACCACGUAUAUCACUAAUCAAGCUGGUGGUAAUUAUCGCGUUACGCAUUACAAUGACCCAGUCCCCCGUGUGCCACCUAUGUUUGUUGGCUAUGCCCACAUUAGCCCAGAAUACUACAUCUCGACACCUGGUCUCGCGCCUGUUACCACUGCUGAUAUCCGGGUAUGUACAGGCAUUAGAAAUCCGGAUUGCAACGGGGCAUGGAUAAUAGUGGACAUCCUAGCGCAUAUCGAGUAUUUUGACAUCAUGGGGCUUUGUUACCCACUUUUGGACAUCUAA